UGCGGACAUCAUGACAGGAGGCUCUCGUCGUUGUAUUGUUGUGUCUACUCUAGCUGAGGCAUCAUUCUAUGCUGAUAACGGCUAUGACGAUAUACUUUAUGCAUACCCUCUGCCAUUUGAUAAAGUGGAGCGCUGUGCCGAGCUGUCCGAGAGACUUUCUCUAUUCCACGUCAUGGUGGACAACCGCCUCGCCCUGCAGGAACUGAAGAAGAGACCUCUGAAACAGGGAAAAGUCUGGAAGGUGUGGCUGAAACUGGAUUGUGACAAUGGGAGAGCGGGCGUUCCUCAUUGUGACCCAGCUGCACUACAGCUUGCCCUGGAGAUCUGGGAUACUUCAGGGGUGGAGCUGACGGGAAUUUACGCCCACUGCGGGAACACCUACGCCUGUCAGGGGGAGGAGCAAAUCAAAGCUGUUGCUCAGGAAACCACUACGAUUGUGCUACAGUUCAUGGAGCAGUUGAAGGCUGCUGGAAUACAAGGUGUUAAAUCCAGCAUUGGCUCCACCCCUUCCUGUAGCCACCCAGUCCCAGACAUGGCCAUGUUGAGUGAGGUGCAUCCUGGGAACUACAUAUUUUAUGAUGUGCAGCAGUCCCUCAUCGGGUCCUGUAGACUUGAGGAUGUUGCAGUAC
Messenger RNA from Sinocyclocheilus grahami, 629 nucleotides. Its product is annotated as D-threo-3-hydroxyaspartate dehydratase-like. The transcript is spliced from 4 exons. The record is from RefSeq and is a predicted model, not a curated record. Gene Ontology annotation, molecular function: D-serine ammonia-lyase activity. The annotation marks the transcript as partial. NCBI's taxonomy places the organism in Eukaryota, Metazoa, Chordata, Actinopteri, Cypriniformes, Cyprinidae. Gene Ontology annotation, biological process: D-serine catabolic process.